AUGGGUGGUGUCUUAACUGUAAUAAAUGAUUGUCCAAAUAAUUUUGAGCUGGAGCAAGCAAAUAUAUUCACACCCGGUCAAGGUUUUUGUCUGCAACGCCUGGAACCGAAACACAGUUCAAGCUUUAAAUUUGAUCACAGUUUAGCUUAUGGUUCCUGGUAUGACAUCCAAAUUAUUGGUAGAUAUCACUACUCCCCCUCCGCCGCAACAACUGCAACAACAAUUGAACCUCAACGCUAUCUAAAGAAAGGAAUUUAUCUUAGCUGUGGCAAAACGAUAAGUGUCAAUGAACUGAUAAGUGACAAAAACCGAGAUCAUGGUGACACAUGGCAAUGUAGUAGUUGCAAACAGAAAAAUUUUGGCAGUUUGGCAGUAUGUGAACACUGUCAUACAAACAAAUCCCAGAUGAUUAUCACUGUUCUCUCGAAUGUCCCGAUCGUUGGUAUACCGUUUUCUCUCACAAAUGCUGUUCUUUGGUGUGGUAAAGCUGCACAAUCAAAUACAACAGCAGAUCAAGUUGAUGCUGCUCUCAGUGUAGCAUCUACAGUGUUUGACAUCGUGACAGCACCAUUUAUCAUUGGAACACUAGUCAAAAUCCUAGCGAAGGUAGCAGCAGAAACUGGUAUUGAAUUAACAGCAAAAACUGUUUUCAGUGAGGCGGGAAAGCCAUUUUUGUAUGCAGUGGGUAAAGAAUUCGAAAAAGAUGGAAUUGUAGUAACACUUAACGGCUCGAAAACUAUCGUUACAAAUAUAAUCAAGAAAAUACAUGAUCAGAACGAAAGGAACUUUUAA
This is a messenger RNA of Rotaria socialis, 792 nucleotides long. NCBI's taxonomy places the organism in Eukaryota, Metazoa, Rotifera, Eurotatoria, Philodinida, Philodinidae. The record is from the annotation of a GenBank genome assembly.